Molecule: messenger RNA, 520 nt
Organism: Saccostrea echinata
Lineage: Eukaryota; Metazoa; Mollusca; Bivalvia; Ostreida; Ostreidae
Exons: 4
Coding region: 98-520 (140 amino acids)
Source: RefSeq, a predicted model, not a curated record
AAGAAAAGUGAAAUCUCUCGGAAUACCAUGUUUUGAAGACAAAUCAACAUUUCUAAGUAUUGUGCAAAAAACAUUGGAUGUUAUAAUAAAUUACGACAUGAUAUUAUCAAGGACUACGGUCGAAGACAUCUGCAUCAUUGUUGAAAAUGAAGACAUUGAGUUGUAUAAUGACAUUCUAAGACUUCUUUUAAAUACAACCAUUUCGAAGACAAGAAGUUCAGAAAAUUUGAAGAAUUUCUGUUCAUGGCCCAGGCCUCAGAUUACUUGCGGGAUUUUGGAUCAUGAGUUCAUAUUGAAUGGUAUUUCUGUCUGCCUUCUCAAUGAUGAUAUAUUAGAUGUACAGGCUGAUGCAAUCGUGAAUAGCACAAACGCUCUUUUAGACCUUAAUAAAGGACAGCUGUCAAAAAUGAUCCUCAGAAGAUGUGGACAAAAUCUUGUUCAGGAAUGUUCGAGAAAACGUAAAGUAUUAAACACACACACACCCCCAAACACCCACCCACACCGCGGACAAGUUGUGUAG